AUGGGUUUUCUUUCUAUAAGUUUAAUUUUAUUAUUACUUGUUAGUGUUUUAUACUUAGUUAGUUUUUGGGUUAGUUCUACCAAUCGUACUAUGGAAAAAUUAUCAGCUUAUGAAUGUGGAUUAGAACCAAUGGGUGAUGCUCGUAUUAAAUUUGAAAUUUUAUAUUAUGUAAUAGGUAUUUUAUUUUUAAUUUUUGAUCUUGAAAUAAUUUUUUUAGUUCCUUUAGCUGCUAUUAUUUUCAAUUUUCAUUCUUUUAUUGGGUUUUCAAUGAUUUUUAUUUUUAUUACUAUUUUAACAGUUGGUUUUAUUUAUGAAUGGUUAAUGGGUGCUUUAGAUAUAACUGCUUAA
This is a messenger RNA of Synchytrium microbalum, 348 nucleotides long. RefSeq lists its product as uncharacterized. Gene Ontology annotation, cellular component: NADH dehydrogenase complex. The record is from RefSeq and is a predicted model, not a curated record. Lineage: Eukaryota; Fungi; Chytridiomycota; Chytridiomycetes; Synchytriales; Synchytriaceae. The coding region runs from base 1 to 348 and encodes 115 amino acids. Gene Ontology annotation, molecular function: NADH dehydrogenase (ubiquinone) activity. The transcript has a single exon.